UCAGAAUGUUUGUCAUCUGUGUUUGAGGGUGAUAGAGCGAGGGAGGCAGAGAGGGGAAAGAAGAGGCAAAGAGAGGAAGGGAGACGGACUUUUAUAAAUAUAAGGUAGUGUGAAAUUUGGCUUAAAGAGGAAAGAAAAAGUUUCAAAGCCUCUUGUGACCCGUCGGUGUCCUUGGACAGAAGUGAUCCACCAUGGGUCUGAGUUCAACAGUGGGAAGUCUUCUAAUUUCGGGUUUCAUCGGGUUAUAUGGGAUCUGUACUGGAUUUGAGCAUGAGAACUGUACCAACUACAAGACCCAGUUUGAGAGGGUUAUCUUGGUUUCUGGGGACAUGGCUAUGCUGAAUAGCACCUUAGUAUCUCCAGAUGUCUUUGACAUCACAACUGUCCCAUACAGCAUCACCUGGUAUGACCCAAAGACGGGUCAAUUAAUGAGCAACCAGACCGGUCGAACCCUUGUGCAUGGAGAGACUCUGUGGUUUCUUAACGCAACGCUGGAGGACAGUGGGGAAUAUGUGACCAUACUGAGAACUCCUUUUCACUGCUACAUGCAGGCCACCAGCCUGUUAGUGGAACCACCAGUUGCUGGAGAGUGUGGAAACCCAAGGAAAGUUGAUCAAUCACUUACACUUGGAGUCGCUGACACCCUGUCCUGCCCUCUGAAGGACUAUAUCAAUAAACUGGACAGCUACAACAUCAGUUCCUCCCUCACGUGGUACAGAGGUUGUGAGCCCAUAGUGGAGGGGAAAGAUGGGUAUAGCUACAGGGAUAGGACCAAAAUUUCAAUUAAAAAGGUGGAAGAGCAACACAACAGCACCCACACCUGUACUCUGACCUUCACCCUCGGUGGCAUCACGGGAUCCGUGUCAGAGACAAUUGAAACAAAGGUCACAGCUGUGUACUCUAUGGUUCCACAAGUGCAUGAACCAGCCAAUGAAAUAAUCAAGGCACAGAUGGGGUCCAGUUUCACCAAACGGUGCCGUGUGUUUGUGCCGGGUAUCGGGACGCACUUUAUUGAUGUCAUUUGGUCAGGCAGAGAUUACAUUUUCAAUGCCGACCCCUCUGACCGAGUCUACACAUCAGAACAACGUUUGUCGAUACAGCAUAGUCCUAAACCAGGUUUCUGGUUGGAGCGUCUGUUGACGGUUUCUGAGCUGAGGGAAGAAGAUUUUCACAUCAACUACACUUGUAUAGUGUUCAGUUCCCACGGCAUGCCUAAGGGAUAUUUUACUCUGCUACCAGCAGGUAGAAAAUAAGCGAUAAACCGAGAUUAAUUAGUCAGCCGAUUAACUGUUUGUUUGUUUUUUCACAAUCUUAGUUUUUUUUUGAUAACCUGUGGAUAUGUUAUUCAAAAUAAUAAGUAAAGUGCAUAUCUACUUAAGCAAACAUACAGAGACAAUGCACAUUUUUCAAAUGUUUGUUCAAGUAAAUAAUACAUUUGUGUUAAAUAAAUAUUCAUUUAAGUUCA
This is a messenger RNA of Seriola dumerili (greater amberjack), 1465 nucleotides long. Its product is annotated as interleukin-1 receptor type 1-like. The coding region runs from base 192 to 1253 and encodes 353 amino acids. Gene Ontology annotation, molecular function: interleukin-1 receptor activity. Lineage: Eukaryota; Metazoa; Chordata; Actinopteri; Carangiformes; Carangidae. The record is from RefSeq and is a predicted model, not a curated record. The transcript has 8 exons.